UCAGUGUGUGUGGUGACGUUCUGACAUUUGCAGACAUUUGUGUGUACGAAAGCUGGGAAUAAAUUGUGAAAAUCCAAAUAAACUCCCUACUUAUUGUUAACUCUCUCUUUAUUACUCGAUUAUGAGGAAUUCAAUAACUUGCGCUUGCGACUUAUGAUAGUAUUGGCUUGUUUAACAUGACGGAAAUGAUUCGUAACAUCAUGUCCCUCUCGUAUGCGGUAUGCGCAUUAUUUCUGUUGACGCCUAUUACAGCAUUUUAUUUGCCGGGCCUAGCUCCUGUGAACUACUGUAAAGCCGGAGAAGACAAUGGGAAGUCCUGCAAGAAUGAAAUUCCUCUUUACGUAAACAGACUGAACACAGAAGAAUCAGUUAUACCCUUCGAAUACCACCACUUCGAUUUCUGUCUUUCUGAUGAGACGCAGUCGCCAGUCGAGAAUCUCGGCCAAGUGGUUUUCGGGGAACGUAUUCGUCCGAGUCCUUAUAAGAUAAAUUUCCUGGAGAAUACUAACUGCAAGGCGGUAUGUUCGAGGGAAUACAAAGCAUCCAACACAGAAGAUGUCAAGAAGCUGAAUCUAUUGAAAAUGGGCAUGGCUCUGUACUACCAACACCACUGGAUCCUGGACAACAUGCCGGUCACAUGGUGCUACCUUGUGAAUGAAGGAGGCAAGACUUACUGUAGUACUGGAUUCCCAAUGGGUUGUCAAGUUCGACGUGAUGCUGACUUUUGCUCACCAAUAGUGACCGUACCUCCAGGCCAAGAAGUCGGUGCAUAUUAUCUAUUUAAUCAUGUAGACCUAGAGAUCACAUAUCACAGUGGCGGAGAUGAGGACUGGGCUGUUGGGUUUGGGGAUAAUGGGGGACGAAUAAUCUCAGCUAAGAUUAAACCUGCCAGCAUUAACCAUCCAAAGAAAGACAACCUAGACUGUUCGGUCCACAACAACCCACUUGAGAUACCGAAGUCCUUCACUGGAGACGACACCUUUAAUGUUGUGUACACGUACCGUGUGUCGUUUAUCAAGAACAACACCAUCAAAUGGUCGUCCAGAUGGGACUAUAUUCUGGAGUCUAUGCCACAGACUAACAUACAGUGGUUCUCCAUUCUAAACUCUCUUGUAAUUGUACUGUUCCUGAGUGGAAUGGUUGCCAUGAUACUGCUAAGGACGUUGCAUAAAGAUAUAGCUAGAUACAACCAAAUGGAAUGUGGAGAAGAUGCCCAGGAGGAAUUCGGUUGGAAAUUGGUACAUGGUGAUGUGUUCAGACCACCUCGACGAGGAAUGCUGCUUGCUGUGUUCCUUGGUUCUGGUUCACAGGUGUUCGGCAUGACGCUAGUGACGUUAGCUUUCGCGUGCCUCGGCUUCCUGUCCCCGGCCAACCGGGGGGCGCUGAUGACGUGCGCUCUGGUAGCGUGGGUGCUGCUGGGCGCCGCCGCGGGCUACGUCAGCGCACGCAUCUACAAGAGCUUCGGCGGCCGCCGCUGGAAGAGCAACAUCUCGCUGACGUCGAUGGUGUGCCCGGGCGUGGUAUUCUCGCUGUUCUUCAUAAUGAACCUGGUGCUGUGGGGUAAGGGCUCGUCAGCGGCUAUCCCGUUCUCGACGCUGGUAGCGUUGCUGGCGCUGUGGUUUGGCGUGUCCGUGCCGCUAACCUUCAUCGGCGCUUACUUCGGAUUUAGGAAGAGGAUCCUGGACCACCCGGUGCGCACGAAUCAGAUCCCGCGUCAGAUCCCGGAACAGUCCCUGUACACACAGCCCGUGCCCGGCGUGGUCAUGGGCGGCGUGCUGCCCUUCGGGUGCAUCUUCAUCCAGCUGUUCUUCAUCCUCAACUCGCUGUGGUCUAGCCAGAUGUACUACAUGUUCGGUUUCCUGUUCCUCGUGUUCGUGAUCCUGGUGAUCACGUGCUCGGAGACCACCAUACUGCUGUGCUACUUCCACCUGUGCGCCGAGGACUACCACUGGUGGUGGCGCGCCUUCCUCAGCUCGGGCUCCACGGCCGGCUAUCUCUUCGUCUACUGCUGCCACUACUUCUUCACAAAACUCAACAUCGAAGACGCGGCCUCCACUUUCCUAUACUUCGGGUACACCUUCAUCAUGGUAUUCUUAUUCUUCCUUCUCACCGGCACCAUCGGGUUCAUGGCCUGCUUCUGGUUUGUGAGGAAGAUAUACAGCGUGGUCAAGGUGGAUUAAGGUUAGGUUGUAGGCGACACGAGUCUGAGGCUGCUCAGCUCCGAACGCGGCGUUUGACAGCGAUUUGACCGUUAUACGGCGCGGUUUGUUUUGUCUCUGGUCGUUUUUUGACAUUGUGAAAUUAUUGUCUAUGGUCAAACACUUGUAGGUAUGACCACUAGGGUGGCUACGUGAUUUUACCGUAAUAUUAGUGUGGGGCAUCCAAACUGGAAUACACAGAUAUUAAAAAACUAUUUAUUUCAUUAUUAUACAUUUAUUAUUACGAUCGUAAACCACAAACCAGAGACAAUUGCCGUUUUCUUGCUCAAAUCACUGUCGAAUUGCCAGCGUGAUUAUUAGAUGGAGCCAUAUUUAGUCUGUGGACCGUGUGGUCAUUGAGCGGUGCGUUGGUGCAGCGGUAGUGACGCGAAAGGUCGGCUUUAUGUAAGCGAGAGCUCGAUUUAGUGAGGGGUUAUUGUCGAAACGUCUCAUUUAUUUUAAAGUUACAUGCCUGAAAAUAAACUUGCACUGCUUGUGACAGUCUUUUGUACGUUUAAAUUGUAUUUUAAUUACAAUUCAAAUUUAAAAUUACAUGAUGUACGGGAUGGAUUUUGACAGAAAAAUAAUAAUCAGUUACUAUUCUGGGAUGAAAAGCACUGAAUAUAGACUUCCCAUUUUUUCAAACUUCAGUGCAGAGCGAAUUCGCUGUACAAUUUUUCAAACCUAUCCCUUACAUCCUGAAUUUGACAAUCAUUGAACUUAUUUGCCCUUGUAGUCUCCUAAAAGGAAAGAGAUCAAGGCAUUUGUUCAAAGGGCUAUCCUGACCACAGUACCAGGAACGUCAAGUAACUGUCAAGUUUGACUGCAUUAAGAUGUCCUCUGAUAUCGGCUUUAAAGCCGUGUGCUGGCUGGCUGUUGGAACGGUUAAUAGAUCGGCAGUAUACUGAUACUUUACACCACUGGGUAAUAGUGGUUGGUAAGCCAGUGAGGUAUGACCGACUAAUUUAACCCAACUGCGUGAUUCACUACUGAAAACUGAACUACAACUUCCUUCUCGACUACUUACUAUUUUUCUACAACAUAUUAUGCCUUCUGAAUCCCGCAUAACUUUUACGACUAUUAGUUUACUACAUUUAUAAUUUAGUUAGGGUUUUUUAAUACAUUAUUAUAAUUUUGUAUCAAUUUAUAAUUUGCAUAAUUUUAUAAGCAAGGAUUAAUUUCGGGGGACUUGCAUUGUCGCUAACGAAAUUCGCGAUAGUCGGAAUAGAGAAACCAACAUCUUCAUCAGUGAGCUUAGGUGUAGAA
Molecule: messenger RNA, 3464 nt
Organism: Ostrinia furnacalis (Asian corn borer)
Lineage: Eukaryota; Metazoa; Arthropoda; Insecta; Lepidoptera; Crambidae
Product: transmembrane 9 superfamily protein member 2
Exons: 9
Coding region: 177-2180 (667 amino acids)
Biological process (GO): protein localization to membrane
Cellular component (GO): membrane
Source: RefSeq, a predicted model, not a curated record